UUGCGGAGCGGUAUCAGUUACAAGUUCGCGCUCUAUCGCAUCAAGACAUUGGCAUAAAUUUGUUCCAAAGAAGUUUUGUAGGAAUUUGAGCAAGAAAUGGCGAUGCAAGGUACCCUUCCACCUUACGGCACUUUCCUGCCAGCGGAACCUGGCCGUCUUACCGCGGAGGAUCUCCGGCGUGGCAUGGUCAGCAUGCUGCCAUGUAAUUCACGGGCCUGCGAUCUCACUCACCCUCUACUUUCAAUACCACAAGGUUACUCCGGUAAACUAUUUGGCCGCCUAUACGAACCAACGCCCACUCGGAGCGGCGCCAUCGGUGGUAGCAAACCAAAGGUAGCUACGCCAGCCGUGGUGGAGAAGAUUGAAAGCUAUAAACAUGAGAAUCCAACCAUCUUCGCUUGGGAGAUCAGGGAUAAACUCGUUGCAGAUGGAGUAUGUACAACAUCGACUGUACCAAGCGUGAGUUCAAUCAACCGCAUAUUACGUAAUCGAGCAGCAGAAAGAGCGGCGGCCGAGUACGCACGCGCAACGGAACAGGCGUAUCUUCGCGCGUAUCCCGAACUAUGGUCUGGCUGUCACGGAUCCCAGCUUUUCAACCCGUUAUCUGUUGCACACGCUCUGAGACUGGAUAAGAUUCAGAAAACGACAUCUACGUUUGAAACUAGUCAUUCAUCUCCAGGAUUACCUCUCCAAAGGGGAUGCUGCUCCGCUUCCCCUCCGAUAGAUACAAACUUCGGAUCGACAGAUGCAGAAUCAUCAUCGUCGAACACCGAAUCGAGGGAUGUAAGUCAGCGCGUGAUCAAUGAUGUCAAGGUGGAAGAUUCCUCAUCCGACGUCGCCUUCGCUCCUCCAUCUUCCUCCUCACAUCUGACCUCAUCGUCAUCUCUAAUGUCGUCAUCAUCGCCUUCCUCGUCGUCGUCGUUCUCGAUGGAUGAUUUCGUCAACAUGAGUCUUCUGGAUUGCCAUAAUGCAGCAGCCGCAGCCGCAGCAAAAGAGAUGUCAAUGGCGGCAGCAGCGGCCUCUGCAGAACGCAAGAAACUUAGACGCAGCCGCACGACGUUUACACAAAAUCAACUGGCCGUGUUGGAGAGCGAUUUCGAAAAGACACACUACCCCUGCGUGAAUACGAGAGAGGAGCUGGCGACCAAGACUAGCCUCUCGGAAGCCAGGGUUUGGUUCUCAAACCGUCGUGCAAAAUGGCGUCGACACAAGAAGAUGCCCUCUACGUCCAUCCCUCACCAGGUCUCUCACGCGCACUUGCCUCGCAUGCCUCUGUCUUCCGCCUCCACAUCGAUGGCAGCGGUGGGAUUGCUAUCCCAUCCCUACUACCAAUUCUACAGCGCCCUCCAACGACCAGAAUCCUUCAAGCCUAUCGAGCUGGGAGGCUCCAAAAUGCUCAAGUCCUCUCGAGUGACGUCAGCUUUCCAACCAGUGACGUCAGACAUGGUUAGGCCUUCCAUGAAUUCGUCUUCCUAAUUCUAAAAGAUCUUCCAGUUUAAGGAAUUCUGUGUGGCCUUCCUUUUUGGUGUCUUAAAACGACUAUACCUGAGUACAUAAACCGGGAAAAAGUGCAAUUAGACGUAUUUCUUUUUAUAUCUAUAAAUAAUUGAAAUAAAUAAAAUGCCAAGAAGUGCCAUGCUAAUUUAUGUUGAUCUUAAAGAAACUGCACUCGUUUGAUUAUAUAUAUUUUUAUAUACAGCUCUUAGCAAGGG
This is a messenger RNA of Strongylocentrotus purpuratus (purple sea urchin), 1712 nucleotides long. Its product is annotated as paired box protein Pax-6. The transcript is spliced from 8 exons. Gene Ontology annotation, biological process: regulation of transcription by RNA polymerase II; anatomical structure development. Lineage: Eukaryota; Metazoa; Echinodermata; Echinoidea; Camarodonta; Strongylocentrotidae. The record is from RefSeq and is a predicted model, not a curated record. Gene Ontology annotation, molecular function: RNA polymerase II cis-regulatory region sequence-specific DNA binding; DNA-binding transcription factor activity, RNA polymerase II-specific. Bases 97 to 1476 code for a protein of 459 amino acids.